Messenger RNA from Setaria italica (foxtail millet), 3263 nucleotides. Its product is annotated as auxilin-related protein 2. Gene Ontology annotation, biological process: clathrin coat disassembly; clathrin-dependent endocytosis. Gene Ontology annotation, molecular function: clathrin binding. NCBI's taxonomy places the organism in Eukaryota, Viridiplantae, Streptophyta, Magnoliopsida, Poales, Poaceae. Bases 124 to 2799 code for a protein of 891 amino acids. The record is from RefSeq and is a predicted model, not a curated record. Gene Ontology annotation, cellular component: vesicle; intracellular membrane-bounded organelle; cytoplasm. The transcript has 8 exons.
GUUGGCGCUUUCCCUCUCCCGAUCUCCCCCACCGCGUCGGCUUCCCCUUCCCCCCUCUCCACCCAUCCUCGCCGGCGAGGCCACCGGCGGGGGGCCGUCCGUCCGGUCUCGCACCCCGGGCCCAUGGACGGCAUCGAGGGCCUCCUGGCCCGCGACUUCGGCGUGCGGCCGCAGGGCAAGGCCGCGCCCAUGGCCGGCGCCGCCUCCCGCCCCGCCGCCGGAUCCGGCGCCGCGUGGUCCAACCCCGGCAGAUCCGCCCCGGCAUCCUCCGCCGCCCCGUCCUACGACGACCUCUUCGGCACCCCCGCCCCCGCCCCCGCCCCGGCCUCCGCGUCCUCCUUCGACUCGCUCUUCGACUCGUUCAAGGGCCCCACCACCUCCUCCUCCUCGUCGGCGGCGAGGGCCAAGCCGGCGCCUUCCUCUGCCCCGGUCUUCGACGACGACAUCUUCGACGCGGUCCCCGGGCUGCGGCCCUCCAACUCCAAGUCCUCCUCCGCGCGGUACGACGACGGCGUGUUCGGGGCGGCGGCGGCGGCCCCGGCGUACGACGACGUGUUCGCGACCGGCACCCGCUCCGCCGCGCCGCCACCGCCCGCGUACGACGACGACGACUUCCUCGGGGGGUUCGGGAGCGCGCCGCGGGCCGAGGAGAAGAGGAGGCCGGUGGCGGUCGACGACGACCUGCUCGGGGGGUUCGGGAGGAAGCCGGUGGCUGCGGAGGAGGAGGGAAGCGGGGGCGCCGGGUUCGAUGAUCUGAUCCCGGGGUUCGCGGGGAGCAGCCCGCCCAGGAGCAGGAAGGCUAAUGAUGAUAACAAAAUGAAGCCACCAGUUCCAACUUCCAAACCGACAGCUAGCAUGGCAGAUGACCCAUUUGUUGUUCUUGAGACAGCUUCCGCUUCUGGUUCUGCAUAUACAUCCCCAGGAAGAUCCGCAGAUCCCUUGGAAGAUCUGGAUAAGCCUGCAAAUUCUGAAGGCAAGGCUGCUGAUAGUACUGCUCCUGAUGAUAGUUUAUUCGAGGAACCAGUUGCUUUUGACCAGGCCCCAAAAUCAGACCCUUUGUUCACCUCUGAAAUCAAUGGUCAUGCCAAGGACAGGAACCCACCAAGCGUAGCUCGAGAUUCCAGUCCCUUACACCAUUCAAUGGAUAGAAAUCCAGCACGUCAAUCUUCUAUAGAGGACCUCGGUAACAUCAUGCCUAAGUCACAGUCUGCAAGGUAUUCGGAUAUUCAUGGUAAUUAUACGGAGGAUCAGUCACCAAGAUCUACUGAAUCUGAAGAUGAUAUAUGGCUUACAGUUUCUGAGAUUCCCCUUUUCACACAACCAACUACUGCUCCGCCACCUUCCCGAUCACCACCUCUUCUUAAACAAAAGCCACAGGGAGCAAAUACAAAUGGAAAGGUGAAUGGGCAUGUUCGUCGGUCGAGCCAAAAUCACAACCAUCACACUGAUUUGCCAAAGCAACCAGAGGUUUCUUCAGUAGAUGACCUGGAAGGUUUUGCCAUGGGCAAACCUCCUGCUUAUGAUAAAACUGUUUUUGAUGAAGAUUUUGAAAGAAGUUCAUCAGAUCAUGAAGAGAGAGAUAGGCAAGAAAGGUUGGAACAAGAAAGGGAAAUGAAACUGAGGGAGGAAAUGGAGAGAGAACGGAGAAGACUUGAAAAGGAGAGAGAGCUGGAACAACAAAGAGAAAGAGAGAGAGGAAGACAAGCAGUGGAGAGGGCUACAAAAGAGGCACGGGAGAGAGCGGCGGCUGAAGCUCGUGCAGAAGCUGAAAGGGAGGCCCGACAGCGUGCACAGCGUGCUGCUGUUCAAAGGGCUCAACAGGAAGCCCGUGAGAGAGCUGCAGCUGCGGCAAAAGAAAGAGCAGCUAGGGUUGCAACUGAAGCCAAGGAGAGGGCUGCUGCUGAAGCAAAGGAGAGGGCUGCUGCUGAAGCCAAGGAGAGGGAGCGGGCUGCUGCUAGGGAGAGGGCUGCAGCAGAAAGAGCUGCUGCUGAGAGAGCUCAGCAAGAAGCAAGGAAGAGAGCUGAAAGAGCUGCAGUGGAAAGAGCUGCUGCUGAGGCUCGAGAAAGGCAGGCAGCAGCAGCUGCUGCUGCCGCAAGAGAAAAGCAGAGCACACCUGAUGAUCUUGAAUCAUUCUUCGGUGUGGAUGCUCGUGCCAGUAGUGCACCAAAGCAGAGGGCUCCAACCCCAACAGUGGAUUCUAUGUUUGGUUCUGGAGCUCAAGCUAGAGGAACUGCUAAUGGAUCACAGAGAGCAGCAUCAACCUCGGCAUCUGUGCGAAAAGCGCCGUCAGCCUCAAUUUUUGGGGAUGAUUUGUCUGACUUAUUUGGAGCCCCUGCAUCAUCUGAUGUAUUUCAAGAUGUUGAGGGGGAGAGUGAAGAAAGAAGGCGUGCUAGACUAGAACGUCACCAGAGGACCCGUGAGCGAGCGGCAAAAGCUCUGGCUGAGAAGAAUGAACGAGAUAUGCAGGUUCAGAGGGAGCAGGCUGAGAGAGAUAGAAUUGGAGACUCACUAGACUUUGAAAUUAAGAGGUGGUCUGCUGGAAAAGAGGGCAACUUGCGUGCUUUGUUAUCAACCUUACAAUAUAUACUUUGGCCAGAAUGUGGAUGGCAAGCUGUAUCCUUGACCGAUUUGAUUACUGGUGCUGCUGUUAAAAAGCAGUACAGAAAGGCGACCUUGUGCAUUCAUCCUGAUAAGGUGCAACAGAAGGGUGCAACUCUUCAGCAGAAAUAUAUUGCCGAGAAAGUCUUUGAUCUCCUUAAGGAGUCAUGGAACAAAUUCAAUUCCGAAGAGCUCUUUUGAAGCAAUCUCUGUGAAUAUAUAUAUGGUCAGCUUAACUGUAUACCGACACGAAGCACCGGAGUAGCAACACAGGCGAAUGAAUGAACGAAGUGAGAGCUCCACUAGAAUUGUCAUUGUUUAACAGAUUCUGUUCCAUUGCCCUCCCCUGGUCUUGCCCUCAUCUGUGUGUUCACUCCAUGGUACUAGUAAUGCCGCAGCUCUGUAUAUGUUCUGUUCAUUUGGGAGCUAAUGGCAUGCUUUUUUCUUCUUCCCUUCGGUCGGAUAGUUUUUACAUGGUGAUUUACCUCAUACAGCCAGGAUUACAUUGUACCCCUUGUCUUACUAUCUUGUGUACCAAUGGACCACAGAGAUUCGAACUACACUUGCUGCCUAGAUCGAGUUGGUUUCUACCGAAAGAGAUGUACACUGUACAGAUUGUACCAUUGUUGAUUUGAAAUGUGAUUUGGUUUACUCAAGUCCUGAAA